UCCGGGGCCUGCGGCGUUGCCUGACAGCGGUGCCGAGCCUCUCCCUCGGGCCGGAGCGGCGCGCCGGGGCUUGCAAACGGUGUCCUGAACUCUUUAGCACCUUCUCCCAAUAUUCUGAGAAAAAAAUACUGAAAAUCUUCCUAUAUGGAUCAGCCUUCUAGUAAUGGUGAGACUGGAAGAAGAAGACCACUCUAAGCAAGCCCAGGAUGAAUCGAGUGCCAGGUGAUGCAGAGAAUGCUCACAGUAGCAGUGUGGAAUCCUGUCCUUCCUUACGGGAUGUCCACUCCAUCAACCCAGCACAGCUGAUGACAAGGAUUGAGUCAUACGAAGGCAGAGAGAAGAAGGGCAUCUCAGAUGUCAGAAGGACUUUCUGUUUGUUUGUUACAUUUGAUCUCUUAUUCAUUACCUUGUUGUGGAUAAUAGAACUAAACGUAAAGGGAGGCAUUGAGACUACCUUAGAGAAGGAAGUCCUACAAUAUGACUACUCUUCUUCAUAUUUUGAUAUAUUUCUACUGGCAGUCUUUCGAUUUAAGGUGUUAAUACUUGCAUAUGCAAUGUGCAGACUGCGCCAUUGGUGGGCAAUAGCUUUUACAACAGCAGUGACCAGUGCCUUUUUAUUAGCAAAAGUAAUUAUUUCACAGCUAUUCUCACAGGGUGCUUUUGGCUAUGUGCUGCCCAUCAUAUCCUUCAUACUUGCCUGGAUUGAAACUUGGUUUUUGGACUUCAAAGUGUUACCACAAGAAGCUGAAGAAGAAAACAGAUUUUUGAUAGCACAAGAUGCUUCUGAACGGGCAGCUCUUCUUCACCCAGGAGUCCUCUCUGAUGGGCAGUUCUAUUCUCCUCCUGAAUCUGUAGCAGGAUCUGAUGAAGACUCUGAAGAAAAACAAGACAGUGAAAAACCAGUUGUAUAGCAAAUAUGAGAGAGCAGAAAGAAAAUUUCUGAGGGAAGUUGUUGGGUUUUGGAAACUGGCAACAGAGUCUGUGGCUGACUUGCUGGUGGAGCUGCUGACAGGAUAAUUUAUUCAUUAGAAAGCAAAGGGAACGGUUCCCGUAUACUGUAAUACCUCACAAAGAUGUACCAUGUUGACAUUUGUAUAUUAAAUUGCCUCCCAGGUGGCAUGAAAAUACUGUCCAUUAUGUAUUUUAUUAUUCAGUGAUUCCUGAAGUUCAUCUUCUAAUGACUUGGUAAUUACUGGAAAGUGUUGUCUUGUGUAUCUAAUCAAGAGACUUGUAAUAUAAUGAAGUAAAAACUUCUCUAUGGUGGAAGUGUAUUUAAUGAUUGUUGGGACUCACUAGGUAAAAUUAUUUCAUGUUAUUGCAAAUUUGUCAUUAGUUUUAUGUUUACUUUUUGUAACUCCAUGCAUUUUCUUUUUUAACAGAUAUGUUCACUUUCUAAAAUAAAACUGUUAAAACAU
Messenger RNA from Apus apus (common swift), 1415 nucleotides. It is a transcript of the gene STARD3NL, whose product is annotated as STARD3 N-terminal like. NCBI's taxonomy places the organism in Eukaryota, Metazoa, Chordata, Aves, Apodiformes, Apodidae. The record is from RefSeq and is a predicted model, not a curated record. The coding region runs from base 207 to 911 and encodes 234 amino acids. The transcript is spliced from 10 exons.